GGCCUGUUGUUGUAUUUAUUCUAAUUCUCCGGGUUACUUAAAAAAGACCAUACUUAAAAAAGACCAUAGAUCUGGAAUUAAGCGCGUUCCUGAAACAGCUGUCCUCCUUUUUGGUAUAUCUCUACAUAAAAGAAAACCUCUUGUUCAUGCUCAACUUUAGCUUAUUAGUCAAGAAGAAUAACCUUGGGAAUUUAUACACUCGGACUGAGAAUUUUUAUAAUAGUUUUUACUAAUGCCAAAUGCAAAUAAGGAUAUAAUUCACAGUUUUUUUUUUUCUUGUAUUUUCUAAAUUCCUUUUUCUGCUCAUUUAACUUUAAACAUGUCUCCUUUGCCCUAUCCUAUUAGUUUACCUACUUUAGCAGAUUCUCAGGUCACCCGCGUGGGUGUCAAGUCUCCUGAAGAUGUCGUUGUUGUUUCAGCUCUUCGUACUGCCCUCGGCAAGGGUCGUAAAGGUGGUUUCAAAGAUGUCCUCGCUGACGAACUCUUAAUGCAUGUUCUGAAGGCCACCAUCACAAAGACCGGCAUCGACCCUUCUUUGGUACAGGAUAUCAAUGUAGGUAACGUAUCUGCCAAUGGCGGUCUUGCCACUCCUGCUCGUAUGGCCUCUCUUGCUGCUGGCUUCCCUGAAUCUACUUCUGUCAGUACCUUAAACCGUCAAUGUUCUUCUGGUCUUCAAGCUUGUGUGCAAGUUGCUUGCGCCAUUCAAGCUGGCUUAAUUGACAUUGGUAUUGGUGCUGGUGUCGAGUCCAUGUCUGCCGAUUAUUUCAACCGUGUGGUGCCCUUGUCUGAAAAAUUAGCUGUCAACCCCAUUGUUGCUGACUGCAAGAUUCCCAUGGGCAUUACUUCAGAAAAUGUCGCCGCUGAUUAUGGCAUUACCCGCCAAGAGCAAGAUGCUUUCUCUGCUCUUUCUCAUCAAAAGGCCGCUGCUGCUCAAAAGGCUGGUUACUUUAAGCAAGAAAUUGUACCUUGUCAAGUUACCACAUUAGACAAGGAUGGCAAUGAAAAGACAAUUAUUGUAGAACAAGAUGAAGGUAUUCGUGCUUCCUCCACUGCUGAAGGUCUCGGUAAGUUAAAGCCUGCUUUCUCCCCCACCGGAACCACCACUGCCGGUAACGCUUCUCAAAUCUCGGAUGGUGCCGCUGCUGUCUUGCUCAUGAAGCGUAAGACCGCCUUAAAAUUGAAUUUGCCUAUUCUUGGUAAAUAUGUUACUUCUGCUGCAGUCGGUGUUCCACCUCGUGUGAUGGGUGUUGGACCAGCUUACGCUAUCCCUGUCGCAGUUGAACGUGCUGGUUUAAAGAUUGCUGAUGUUGAUAUUUAUGAAAUCAAUGAAGCUUUUGCCUCUCAAGCACUUUAUACUGUCAAGGUAUUAGACAUUCCCAUGGAAAAGGUGAACCCUAAGGGUGGUGCUAUUGCCAUUGGCCAUCCCUUAGGAUGUACAGGUGCUCGUCAAGUUGCCACUUUAUUCCCCGAAUUACAACGUCAAGACAAGCGUAUCGGUGUCACCACCAUGUGUAUUGGUAGUGGUAUGGGUAUGGCUGCUGUUUGGGAAAGAGAAUAGAUUAUAUAUACCCGCCCUGUAAAUUAUAAUAAAAAGUGUAAUUCUGUGUAACUCUCAUAACAAUUUACCGCCAAAAAAAAAAAAAAAACGUGAGAACAAUAUUUUGAGGCAUGUGAAGGGAAAACACU
Mucor mucedo is the source of this 1686-nucleotide messenger RNA. RefSeq names its product Thiolase, N-terminal domain-containing protein. Gene Ontology annotation, cellular component: peroxisome. The transcript has 4 exons. Gene Ontology annotation, molecular function: acetyl-CoA C-acyltransferase activity. The coding region runs from base 320 to 1558 and encodes 412 amino acids. Gene Ontology annotation, biological process: phenylacetate catabolic process; fatty acid beta-oxidation. The record is from RefSeq and is a predicted model, not a curated record. NCBI's taxonomy places the organism in Eukaryota, Fungi, Mucoromycota, Mucoromycetes, Mucorales, Mucoraceae.